AUGGGGCCUCGAGAGAUGCCGCCGCUCUUCGCGAUGGCAAUGCGCUAUCAGUCUGGAGACAGCGUCAAGACGCCGUUCGGUCGUGGGACUGUGCGUUCGAGCAGCGAUUGCAAGACACAUGUGGAGGUGGUGCUGGCAAGUGGCGCUGUGCUGUACGCGAGGAGAGGGUGUUUGGUGCCAGAGCAACGCAUGUUGCAGUAUGGGGAGAUCCCGAGAGACACGAGAGUGCUCCUGUUGCAGCAAGAGGGGAAAGAGGGCACCGUGUUGAACUAUAUUUAUGCAGACCAAAUGUAUCAAGUACUCGUUCAGGACGACGGGACUGUCACUAGCGAGGACCACGGUCACAUUGCGACGGAGAAGCGUACCAAGCUGCUGUCGAAAGAUGAGCUUCGUGUGGCAAAAGGAACACGCGUCCGGACGAGCUUUGGCUUGGGAAGCAUCACAGACUACAGGGUCAUAAAUGAUUCGUACGUGGUGCAGCUGGACUAUGGAGGCGUCGGUCAUUUGCAAGCAAAGGAUGUUUUGUGCAUUGAUUUGCGGCUUCUGGCAAAAGUGCCCAAGCCUCUGUCGGCAGAGAGAAUCUUCGAAGAGUUCCAAGGAAAAAUCACGCGUGACGAUGCUGUUCUGCUGAGCUGCAAAGCAAAGGAAGCGUACCAACAGCUGCAGCAAUUUUGUGAGCAAAAUGCUGAGGCUAUAUCGUUUGUUACCACGAACGCAAGCUACGGUGACCAGUACGUCAAGUCGUUGUCCUUAUUGCUUGACCCGAGCUUGACAGACUCUACGAAGCGCCUGCAGGACGCGAGUGAGAAAGAGCUGGAGCGUUUGAAGGAUAUGGCAGCUUAUGCUAAGACCGUGCUGGAGAGUGACCUGCUUGAAGGUAAGGACUCUGCGGCGAUCUUUGCGAAAGCGUUGAACGUGUUAAGCCAGUUGCGGCACAGCGAGGAGGUCAAGCAUCUUCACUCAAGUCUUUGUAAGAAGGCUAGUUCAGAACUUGUAUCCGCCCGGCAGAGGCUCGUGUCGCAGGAGCGUAACUCGCUGCUCCUGACGUCCGCACAGGAGGAGAAUAGGCUCGUUGUAUCGCAGAUUUUGCAAGUUGUCGAAAGCAAAAUGAAUGCGGAAAAGCCUCGAUUGAACGCAUUGACCGCGUCCUUGGAGCAUCGUACACUGCAGUCAAAAGUGUUGUCGAUAAUGCAGCAACACGAAAGCGACGUAAUGAAGGCUCAGGAGGCAUUUGCUUGCAUUGAGCAAAUGGCAAGCAAAAGGCUAGGUGUGAACUCAAUGACCGAGCUGGAUCCAGUGGUGUUGGCGCAAAAAGCUGAGGUGCUGUUGCCUACACUGUCGUCUAAGGCCGAAGGUCUGGUUCAGGCAUCAGAAAAGUAUUGGAUGCAGAUGCAGCAAACAUCGCAUGGACAGACACUAAUGAAAAAAGCGAAAGCUUUGGUUCAGUCAGUUGAAAACCCGGAUGAGUUUUGCAACAAUGUGACGAAGGCCAUCAGCGAAGUCAAGUUGGACAAGCUGGCAGAGUGGAGAAGCACGAUGACAACGGAUCACAAGAAGCGACAGGAAUUUGUGGACCAGAUCAAAGAUCACUGUUUGGAUUUCUUCACGUCUGUUUUGCCGACGCUGAAAAUUGACACGAUAUCAGGCGUGGAAGACGACAUUGCGUACUCCAUCUCCAAUUUGGAUUUGUCGAACUUUCGUGUGAAGAAGGAGCGGACGAAAGUGCGGAUGGGGACAGUCGUUGACGAAGAGCUGUUCACGGUUCGUGCAACACACUUGACGGCACUCCUCAAGGGCUUUGACUGGACUUUUCAGCAAAAGUGCUUUCCUUACUUACACGGUGGCGGCGUAGCGGAUGCUGCUCUAAGCGGCGGUGUGAUCUGUCUAGGUUUCAAGGCCGAAAAGAAAGCUUCGAACGAAGAGACGGGAGAGUUCAAGCCGAUACUGGUGCUCAAUUCGAUGAGAAUUGAAAUCAGCCAGGAACUAAAGCUCACCGUACAAGGAAGCUGGUUCAGCGCGAUCUAUAACAUAUUGGCAUCUGUCUUUGCCGAGUUGAUCCGUGAGUAUCUGGCAAAGACAAUGGAAACGAAGCUGUUGAAGCACACGAUCAAGUUGCUGGGUAUAUUGAACAAGCAAAUGGAUGACUACUGGCCCCUGAUCUUUCAGUUGCUGGACAUUCGCAUGGACGAUUUGCCAACUGCGAGCCCGUGGCGUGGCGCGAAGGAGGUCGACUUGCAGCCACAAAUGAUUGAAUGCACUUUCACGAAACGAAACACCGUGCCUUUCCGCUUCACGAAGGGUGUGUUGAACAAAUUCGUGGUUGUGUCAAACGUCCUGGAUGUUGAAGUGCCAGUCACGAAUGGCAAGGAAUCCGACACGAGCCAUGAUAAGGCUUUGGCCCAGGACGUGAAACGCGUGCUCGUGGGAAGUAGCGUACUGGCGAUCAAUGGUCUGUGUUGCAGGGAGUUGACUGUUGAGGAACUGGGCGAGCUGUUGGAAACACUUCGUGUUCCUUUCACGAUGCGGUUUUCGCUGCUCCCCGAAGAUACUGCCAAGAAUCGAUGUCGACAGAUGAGAGCACAACCCGAGUUUACCGUGUUCACAUUCCGGUGUGAGGGACCCUUUGGACUACGUCUGCGAGCUCGUCCACUAGCUGCAAGCGGCGCUAUAGUUGUUGGCUUUGCUGCAACACAACCCGAUGGCAAAAAGUGUCCAGCAGAACUUAGUGGCAAGAUCCGGGUUGGUCAGCUUUUGACAAAAGUGAACAAUGUCGAUUUACGCAGCAAGACGCUUCCCGAAGUGCUGGCCAUUCUCCGCGAUCUCAAAUCACGUCCUGCAACAAUGCAAUUCGCUACGAGUCCUGACGCAAUCAUCCAGCUGCGUGACUGGCCCCCUAUGAUAGAGAUCGAGGAUGCAUCUUCUCUCACGUGUGAAGACGACAUGUCGUCCAGCAGCAGACAGCACGUUGUGGUGUCAGCCUUCGCACGUAUCCCUUCCUUCGCGCAGCGCACUCAUGUGGUACAGAAAGGUGAUAUACUGCUGUAUGCCAACGAUGUUUUACUGACAGGCCCAGACUACCCGAGCUAUGCCGACAUUAUGCGAGCCUUGCGCGUUAUCACGAGCCAGCAGGAGCCUAUCCGGGUCAAGUUUGUAAAGCGGGAAUACUUCGCUGCGAUUCGAAACGAGCUCCAGCGCCGACAUUUUUCAGACAGCAACGACAAGGACCAAGACAAUUACGACAGCCAAAAGAACGGAGAGUCUGCGGAAAACAGUGAGGAUCGAAAAGUAGUCGAUGUUAGUGACAUUGAUCCAACAGUGGGUAACGACGCGGUCGACGUUCUGUCGACGACCCCGACAAUGGAGAUCGUCUUCCCGAAGGCGCCCCUGGGUAUUUCGUUCGGCAAUUGGAAGGACGAGGCAGUUUAUGUUCGCGCAUUUGUCUCCAGCCCGGGUCCAGCAGAGAGCACUGGGUUGCUUCGCCAGGGACACGCGAUACUGCAAGUAUGCGGACAGGUCGUUCCCUGUAAAGCCACCCCUGCUAUGGUCGAGGAGAUGAUAAGGAAGGUGUCUACGGAAGCAGUAACAAAGGAUGGCAGCGAUUGUGACGGGACGACUGCGACGAAAGUAAAUGAAAGCAGCGAUUGUGACGAGGCGUCUGUGACAAAAGGUGCCAAGAAGAAACCCAAGUACACUCUGACAGUUCGAGACCUUGAGUUGGAGCAAGAGCUGAUGAAGUAA
Hyaloperonospora brassicae is the source of this 3738-nucleotide messenger RNA. The record is from the annotation of a GenBank genome assembly. NCBI's taxonomy places the organism in Eukaryota, Oomycota, Peronosporomycetes, Peronosporales, Peronosporaceae.